ACGCAGUUAAGCAAAUAACAAUGAUGCAGGUGGUGGGCGAUGUAAACACAGUGGGGUAGAUCAAACCGUCCAACCAACCUCUCAUCGUAUUCUCCGCCCGCUUUCUCUCCCUCUUCUAUUUUCUCUCCUUUUUCCCUCCUCUCCCACACACUCCCCCCCACCCCACCCCACCCCCCUUUCCUCUCCUCUCUUUCGCCUAUCCUUCAUUCUCUCUCCCAUGGCUUCCUCUCCUUUCCUCUCUAAAAUCCCCAUCUCCAACAAAACUAUCUCCUUCGCUUCCUCUCUAUCUUCCCUCCCCUCCACAUUUCCUUCCAAAUCCCUCCGUCACCACAGACGAAAUGCGUUGACAGUGCAAUCGAAGAUCCGGGAGAUCUUCAUGCCGGCUCUCAGUUCCACUAUGACUGAGGGCAAGAUUGUUUCCUGGAUUAAAUCAGAAGGUGACGUCCUAUCCAAAGGUGAAAGCGUUGUCGUUGUUGAGUCCGAUAAGGCUGACAUGGAUGUUGAGACCUUCUAUGACGGCAUUCUCGCUGCAAUUGUUGUGCCUGAGGGUGAAAGUGCUCCAGUCGGCGCUCCUAUUGGAAUUUUAGCUGAGACCGAGGACGAAAUUGCUGAAGCGAAAGCAAAAGCCGCGUCGAAAACGGGUAGUACUGGUUCAUCAGCUGUUGCUGCCCCUCCUCCUACUGCUACUUCUGCUCCUACUUCUGCAAUUUCGCAACUGGUACCUGCUCCCGCGAUACCUGCUGCUGCUGGGGACGGGUCAAGGAAGAUAGUGGCGACGCCGUAUGCAAAGAAAUUGGCGAAGCAGCAUAAGGUGGAUAUCGACAAGGUUACUGGAACGGGGCCGUUCGGCAGGAUAACGCCGGCUGACGUGGAGGCAGCGGCGGGUAUUACUCCUACCAAACCUGUGGCUACGAAGCCUGCUCCAGUAGCGGCUGCUGCUCCUGCUAAACCUGCUACUACUCUAUCAGCUCCUCCACUUCCAGGGUCUACGGUUGUACCGUUUACUACAAUGCAAGCGGCGGUGUCGAAAAAUAUGGUGGACAGCCUUUCAGUACCCACUUUUCGAGUUGGAUAUCCAGUGACAACUGAUGCACUUGAUGCACUAUAUGAGAAGGUUAAACCAAAAGGUGUGACAAUGACGGCAUUAUUGGCAAAAGCUGCAGCAAUGGCACUUGUUCAGCACCCGGUCGUGAAUGCCAGCUGCAAGGAUGGGAAAAGUUUCACCUAUAACAGUAACAUUAACGUUGCAGUGGCAGUAGCAAUCAAUGGUGGAUUAAUUACCCCUGUUCUUCAAGAUGCAGAUAAGUUGGAUCUGUACUUACUAUCACAAAAGUGGAAAGAAUUGGUGGAGAAAGCCAGAACGAAGCAACUUCAGCCCCACGAUUAUAAUUCAGGGACAUUCACUCUAUCCAAUUUGGGAAUGUUUGGAGUUGACAGGUUUGAUGCUAUUCUUCCUCCUGGUCAGGGGGCUAUAAUGGCUGUUGGAGCAUCAAAACCAACUGUGGUGGCUGAUGCAGAUGGAUUCUUUAGUGUGAAAAAUAAAAUGCUGGUGAAUGUAACAGCUGACCACCGAAUUGUCUAUGGUGCCGACUUGGCUGCCUUCCUUCAAACUUUCGCAAAGAUUGUUGAGAACCCAGAAAGCCUGACAUUAUAAUGAAAGGGUUUUCAUUCCACAGUUCUGCUGAUUUUGAGUUGCCUACUACUAUCUGGUUGGUGUCAAGAUGCUGGUGCCUAUUAGACAAAGCGCUCGGCUGAUGAGUCCGGUUUUGCAGUCCUCUUUUGUGAUUUUAUGCCCUUGUUGUAUUUUUUCUUUUAAAUUUGUUUUAAUUUUGUAAGGAUUUCAUUGACAUCACUGAUUACUGUUGACUAGAUUUUUAAAAGGAGGGAAUAAUGAUAGUUCAAAAUUUUAGCUUU
Manihot esculenta (cassava) is the source of this 1914-nucleotide messenger RNA. RefSeq names its product dihydrolipoyllysine-residue acetyltransferase component 4 of pyruvate dehydrogenase complex, chloroplastic. Gene Ontology annotation, cellular component: chloroplast envelope; pyruvate dehydrogenase complex; chloroplast thylakoid. Gene Ontology annotation, biological process: pyruvate decarboxylation to acetyl-CoA. The record is from RefSeq and is a predicted model, not a curated record. Gene Ontology annotation, molecular function: dihydrolipoyllysine-residue acetyltransferase activity. The transcript is spliced from 6 exons. Lineage: Eukaryota; Viridiplantae; Streptophyta; Magnoliopsida; Malpighiales; Euphorbiaceae. The coding region runs from base 218 to 1654 and encodes 478 amino acids.